Messenger RNA from Psilocybe cubensis, 1020 nucleotides. RefSeq lists its product as uncharacterized. The coding region runs from base 1 to 1020 and encodes 339 amino acids. The transcript is spliced from 5 exons. NCBI's taxonomy places the organism in Eukaryota, Fungi, Basidiomycota, Agaricomycetes, Agaricales, Agrocybaceae. The record is from RefSeq and is a predicted model, not a curated record.
AUGAGCGGCAGCCUCCAGCAAUUUAUUACCCCUGAGCCCGCGGAGCUCCGUUGGUUUGAAAGAGCAAACUACAUUGCCGUUAAUCUAGGACUCAUCGCCUAUGGGGUGACCAUAGUCACCAUUUGCACAUGCGCCUACUAUCUUAUUCACGAGAAGAACCUGAAGAAGAACGCAAAAUGGCUAGCGUUCAUUUUCGCUCUUUUCAUCGGCAGCACGGUAAACAUAUCUAUCAAUAUGACAUUUAACGAAUGGGCGUGGAUCGACUUCAGAGCAUACCCAGGAGGCCCAUUGCAAUUCUUAUUAGAGCAGCAAUCAAAUGUUAUCAAUACAUGGGGAAACUCUAUCUCGACUGCCGUUCAGUUGCUCAGUGAUGGCAUGCUCAUCUAUCGAGUUUAUGUCCUAUACCAGCACUGGUAUGUUAUCGUGGUUCCCGUUAUGGCAUGGAUUGUUAUGUUAAUCCUAGGAGCUUUCUUCAUCUUGCAAGCCGCACGUCCCGACUCGAGUCUGUGGUCCCACAUUACACUCAAUUUCUCUCUUCCAUAUUUUUCCCUCACGAUGGCGACAAAUAUCCUGCUCACCUUGAUGCUGAUUAUUCGACUCCUUUACAUGAGACACAGGGUCAUGAAAAUUAUUGAUAGGUCCCACGGCAAAACCUACACGAACAUCGUGACCAUGCUCUUAGAAUCGGCUGCUCUCUACGGGGUCGUCUCGUUUAUUUUCCUCGUUUUGUAUAUUAAAGGAAAUACAGCUGCUCUUCUGUUCAUACCGUUGCUAACCCAAGUACAGUGUAUUUCUCCUGUGCUUAUAAUUUUGCGAGUUACCCGAGGGAGAGCUUGGUCCGCCAAAACGAUAACGAAACUUCAAUUAAAUAACAACGCCAGAAUGAACAUGGUCAAUGUCAACUCAAACACCUCAGUUGAACGAACGGACGACGUUUCCCUCAGCACACUCCAGGCGAGUCCUAACAAGUCGCAUUUUAACUCUACAACGAGCAACAUCAUGUUCAGCGACAAAGUUUGA